GCCGCGCACGGUCGAACCUCUUCUCUACUGCGCACCAGGAACAAUUCUUUCUUGUUCACCGUCUUCACUGGAAAAUACAGAAUCUGUUAAUGCGAUUUAGAGAUCACUUCAAGUUAAAGCGGCCGCUUCAAGUUGAUUUAAACCCAAGCUUUGUUUGGCUCUGGGAUAAUCGUGUGGGAUCUGCGGCGGAUACACUGAUACUCCUGCCUGCGGACAGAGGAGCUCAAACAAUCUGUGGAUGGUUUUCAGUGCUGACCAGCUAUAUCACAAUAUCCACUGGACGUAACCAUAAGCUCCUGGAUUCUCCUUUGUCCCUGUUAACAAAUAGAGGAACAAUGUGGGACAAACUGUGCUGGUUGCUGGCCCUACUAGCUUUAUCAUCUGGGGGAGUGCCCCCUUCCAGCGAGCCACUGUCAGCUCCCCGAAUUUUCCUGUCCUUCAAAGAGCUGAAGUCUACCGGCACUGCUCACCACUUCUCCUUUUUGCUGAAUUCAACUGACUAUCGGAUUCUUCGCAUGGAUGAGGACCAUGACCGCAUGUAUGUGGGCAGCAAAGAUUAUAUACUGUCUCUGGAUCUACAUGACAUCAACAAGGAGCCUCUCAUAAUCCACUGGCCUGUUGCCCCCCAGAGGAAGACUGAAUGUGUUUUGUCGGGGAAAGACAUCAAUGGUGAAUGCGGUAACUUCAUCCGUCUGAUUGAGCCCUGGAACCGGACCCACCUGUAUGUGUGCGGGACAGGCGCCUACAACCCCAUCUGCACCUAUGUCGACCGAGGACGCAGGUCACAGGGGUUCCACUACCAACAUGCGUCCCAAUCUGGAGGGAGAACAAGUCGAGCAGCAGACUACAGCACUACAUCACAGCCUUUGGAGGCGAAGGAAUACAUUUUCCGUCUUGAACCUGGUAAAGUGGAUUCUGGGAAAGGAAAAUGUCCUUAUGACCCCAAGCUGAACAGCGUCUCCGCUUUGAUCAAUGGAGAGCUGUAUGCAGGAGUUUACAUUGAUUUCAUGGGAACAGACUCGGCUAUCUUCCGUACGCUGGGGAAGCAGACAGCUAUGAGGACAGAUCAGUACAACUCCAGAUGGUUGAAUGAUCCCACAUUUGUUCAUGCGCACCUCAUCCCAGACAGUGCUGAAAAGAAUGACGAUAAACUCUACUUCUUCUUCCGCGAGAAAGCCUCUGAGAUGGGCCAGAGUCCCAUGACGCAGUCGAGGAUAGGGCGGAUCUGCCUGAACGAUGAUGGUGGACACUGCUGUCUGGUCAACAAGUGGAGCACAUUUCUAAAGGCUCGUCUCAUCUGCUCGGUGCCCGGAGCUGAUGGCAUUGAGACACACUUCGAUGAAUUAAGAGACGUGUAUAUCCAGCCAACUCAAGACACAAAGAAUCCUGUCAUCUAUGGAGUCUUCUCAGUUUCUGGAUCUGUGUUUAAAGGUUCGGCAGUGUGCGUGUACUCCAUGGCUGACAUCCGUAUGGUCUUCAAUGGCCCAUUCGCCCACAAGGAAGGUCCCAACUACCAGUGGGUGGCAUACACUGGGAAAAUUCCCUACCCUCGACCUGGCACUUGUCCUGGAGGCACUUUCACCCCCAACCUGAAAUCCACAAAGGAUUACCCAGAUGAGGUUAUCAACUUCAUGAGAAACCACCCCACCAUGUACAAUGCGGUAUACCCAGUGCACAAGCGCCCCCUGGUGGUCAGAACUAACGUGGACUAUGAGUUUACCACAAUUGCCGUUGACCAAGUGACAGCUGCUGAUGGGAGCUAUGAGGUGCUAUUCCUGGGGACAGAUCGAGGGACAGUCCAGAAAGUGAUUGUCCUGCCAAGAGAUGACUUGCAGACUGAGGAGCUGGUGUUAGAGGAAGUGGAGGUGUUCAAGGUUCCCACUCCAAUCACCACUAUGAAGAUUUCAUCUAAAAGGCAACAAUUGUAUGUAGGAUCAGUCCUGGGUGUGACCCACUUGGCUCUGCAUCGCUGUGAUGUGUACGGGGAAGUCUGUGCCGACUGCUGUCUCGCCAGGGACCCAUACUGCGCCUGGGACGGCAAAUCCUGCUCCAGAUAUUCUGCCUCACAGAAAAGGCGGAGUCGUCGGCAAGAUGUGAAGUAUGGAAACCCCAUCCGCCAGUGCAGAGGUUACAGCACCAAUAAGAACACUCUGGAGACGGUUCAGUACGGGGUGGAAGGAAGCACUACAUUCUUGGAGUGCCAGGCCAGGUCUCCUCAUAUGUCUCUCAAAUGGCAUGUGCAGAAGGAAAACAGCGACAGGAGGAAAGAGAUUCGCUCAGAAGGCCGGAUGCUGAAAACAGAUCAAGGGCUUCUAAUCCGCUCUCUGCAGUCCUCUGACGGUGGCAUCUACCAGUGUACAUCCACAGAGAAAAACUUCAAGCACACUCUUGUUAAACUGCAACUGGUGGUCCUUUCUAGUCGUACAGUCAACAACGUUUUGGUGGAGACGGGCAGUCCUGCCCUCCCGCCGCUUCAGUCCAGUGCCUGGACUCCAAGUGCCAGUCAGUAUAAGGACCUGCUAACAAUCCUCAGCCAGCCAGAGAUGGGGCUGAUAAACCAGUACUGCCAGGAUUACUGGCAGCUUGGAGACGGCAGCUUCGGGAACAACAAAGGCAAAAGCCUGAAAGAGCUGAAAGAACAGAAGAAACCUCGUAACCGCCGGCAUCACGAUGAGCAGACAACUCCAGCUGAGACAUGAGAAGCUCGAUGUACAUCGUAUUCAAACAACCCCCUGUCUACCUUUUCACACAACCUCCUAAACAUUGCAACCCUCCAUUUAGGGGAAUGACUCCAGUCAAAUAGAAAAAUCAAAUUAUCAUCAAAGACAAGACAGAAACGGCAACAGAAUGCAACAGCAUCAGUUUCUGUGUAACUGUUGGGGGGGAAAAAAAAUACACAAUAUUUAUUGUAGGCUGUAAAAAGUAAUUAUUUGUACCUAUCUAGCAACCCUGUUUUUUGUGAAUAGAUCAAUCUGUGCAAAUAUUGUGGUUAUUAUAAUAUUAUUAUUAGUGUUAUUGUUUAUUACAAUGUGUUAUUAUGUUGAGAAUAUCUUUAUGUUUGGUGUUUUUAAGAAACAGCGACACUAAACCCAGACAUUGGGAGUAUCCAUACAUGGACAAGAACCGAUGGACAAGUAUUCAGAAACUGCCAGUGGGAGACCAUGUUGGAUCCUUUGACUGCUGGCAGUAUUCAGUGUCUAAGCUGAAAGAGGAGUCGGGAUGUCUGUGAACUUGUUGAAACUCUAUGAACCAGAUCUAUGUACUGUAUAUUGGACAGUUUUCUUCUUUUGCUGCAAAACACAAGCUGUUGACAGAAAAACAAUGAAAAUGGCAUUUCACAGGACAUACACGGACAGUGGAAAUGCCCACAGACUGCAGCUGUGACGUCACAGUCGUACAGUUAUAUGUGAAUGAAGAGCCCUCCGUGGCAGGUAAAAUGUCUUUCCUUUCACAAUGUGGUCCAGCCGGGCCUCGAGUAGAGCUGUUACUCAUAUUCUUCCAAAAUCAGUUGCUGCCAAGUGUUUGUUUUGUUUAUAUGUGAAUAUCACAUCUCAGUGUCGUAUCCUUAACAAACGUGAUCUUUGUGAUAAGCUGUUUUUUUUUUUUUGUUUUGUUUUUGUUUUGUUCCUUCUUUUUUCGGGGGGGGGGGGUCUUUUAAUGACACAAAAGCUGAUAACAUAACAUUGCCUUCUCUUUUCUCUCUUUGGGAAAAGAUAUUCCAGCAGGCAGCUAUGUGUGAGUUUGUGACAGUUUGUGAUUUAAAAAAAAAAUACUAGACAAAGCACCUUCUCUUGCCGAAUUGGUCAUUUUAAAAAUAUUAAAUACUUCCCUUGUAUCUGUGGCAUAUUACAUAGUGUAUUCAUAUAAGGCAAAGCAUUCAGUUUGUAGGCUCAAAGUUUUUUUGUAGCUCUCUUAAUAAAUCCAAAGUUUGCAUUCCUGCCAUUUAUAUGCUAAAUAUAAGUUCUCACUGAGUGAAUAUGUAAACAUGUAAUCAGUCUACAAAAACUGGGCUGAUGUGCAGAGCUUUGGAGAGUUUCUUUUUUUCUUUUUUUUUGAUUGGGGCUGUACUCACUGUAUCUUACCAACCAAGAUGUUUGCUGGUACAGCGCCAUCCAGCUGCUCUAUCACACGUGCCACAGACUUCAUAUAGAACUGAGCAACUUCUACACAGUGUCACAAAUACAAACACUAACAAAGCUGAUCACCACCAAACCUGAAGAAAAACCUUUACCAAAAUCUUCAGAAGGUGGCUUUUCAUUGUGCAUGACAUGUACAGUGUACGUAUAUGGUAUUUGUCUAAAAUUCUACAUUGCUGUGGAUGUCAGUGAAUGUCUUUCUUGUUGUGGGAAUAUGGAAAUACUACCGAUGUGCUCACACCUUUUUUUUAAUGGUGGGAAAGGCUGGAAGGCAAGAUUGUGAUUUUUUUUAUUCUCUCUCUCUCUCUCUCUCUCUGUCCCUCUCUCACUCUCUUGUUUGCUCUCAAAAAAUUAGAAAAACAAAUGAUUUGCAGACUUUAAGGUAAAGCUAUGUAUGCACAGUUGGUGUUAUUGUAAUGACUUGUAAAAAAAUUACUACCUUUUCUUCCUUAUCAUUGUUGCUGACUAAUAAA
Messenger RNA from Archocentrus centrarchus (flier cichlid), 4609 nucleotides. It is a transcript of the gene sema3fa, whose product is annotated as sema domain, immunoglobulin domain (Ig), short basic domain, secreted, (semaphorin) 3Fa. The record is from RefSeq and is a predicted model, not a curated record. Gene Ontology annotation, molecular function: semaphorin receptor binding; chemorepellent activity. Gene Ontology annotation, biological process: semaphorin-plexin signaling pathway; positive regulation of cell migration; negative chemotaxis. Gene Ontology annotation, cellular component: plasma membrane. The coding region runs from base 90 to 2699 and encodes 869 amino acids. Lineage: Eukaryota; Metazoa; Chordata; Actinopteri; Cichliformes; Cichlidae. The transcript has 19 exons.